Messenger RNA from Stegostoma tigrinum, 2349 nucleotides. RefSeq names its product prenyl (decaprenyl) diphosphate synthase, subunit 2 (gene pdss2). Gene Ontology annotation, cellular component: mitochondrion; transferase complex. The record is from RefSeq and is a predicted model, not a curated record. The coding region runs from base 286 to 1434 and encodes 382 amino acids. Gene Ontology annotation, molecular function: prenyltransferase activity. The transcript is spliced from 10 exons. NCBI's taxonomy places the organism in Eukaryota, Metazoa, Chordata, Chondrichthyes, Orectolobiformes, Stegostomatidae. Gene Ontology annotation, biological process: ubiquinone biosynthetic process; isoprenoid biosynthetic process.
UUCAGACCGAGCCCCCGGUUGAAAGCAGAGACAGGAAGCCGUACCUUCAUCUCCUCGUUUAUUUCCCUCUUGACGGGCAUUUGAAUGGCCCGUUCAGGAUGAGUCGGGCUGGGGAGCGUGUGGGCUUUCACGGGCGGCUCUGUGCAUUGAGCAGUGCUGCUGGAUUUUCAGGAUCAGCCAAUGACUUUCUCUGGGUGUACCCCUUUUACUUCCAGCCUGGAUUCACGGAGAACAUUUCAUUUGCGAAGUUUAAAAAAAACAUAGAUACCUCCAAGUCCCAACGCCAUGCUAUUGUCUCUGAGAAGAAUGAUCCACCCUGCUCUGGUUGGUACUUUUUGCGGAAGUCAAAUGUCUUACGCCACUGCAUCCCCUUCCUCCUGGACUAAAGUUGUAUCUGAGGCGGAAAAGAUUGUAGGAUACCCAACCUCCUUCAUGAGUCUCCGCUGCCUGCUCAGUGACGAGCUGAGUAACAUUGCUCUUCAUGUCAGGAAAUUGGUUGGGACAAGACAUCCUUUAAUAUCCACGGCAAGGGGAUUUGUCUACGACAGCAGUAACAGUCUUCAACUGCGAGGUCUUGUUGUUUUAUUGAUGUCAAAAGCAGCUGGACCUGGCAAAACAGCUGAUCCUGUACUUGAUGGUGACCUGGUCAGUGGAAUCUACCCCAGUCAGCGGAAUCUGGCUGAAAUUACAGAACUGAUCCACACAGCUUUCCUCGUGCAUCGUGGUAUAGUGAAUAUUAUGGAGGUGACCUCGUCCCAUGGAUCACUGAAGGAUAUGCAGUUUGGCAAUAAGAUGGCGGUCCUGAGUGGAGACUUUCUUCUGGCAAAUGCAUCCACAGGCCUUGCUCAGUUACAGAACACUAAGGUUGUGGAGCUUGUAUCAAGUGCAAUUGGAGACUUGGUUCAAGGCAUAUAUUACGAAAAUGCUAGAACUGAUGAGGAGAAAGUUACUGAUGACAUCCUGAUGAGUAACUGGGAGAAGCGGAUAUUUUUAUCCCAUGGUGCUUUGCUGGCGAAGAGUUGUCAAGGUGCAAUGCAACUGGCGAAUCAUGACACGGAAGUUCAAGAAAUGGCAUUUCAGUAUGGAAAACACAUGUCUUUAGCUCACAAACUGAACUCUGACCUUCAGCCAUUUGUUGCGGAAACCUUCUGUGACACGAUGCCUUUUUGUCUGAACUCUGCCCCAGUCAUCUUACAUCAGGAGGCUUCGGGUCGAGACGCUUGGAUUAAUCAACUUAAAAUGGCUAAAGUAAAUGGCAAACAAGCUGAUUAUGCCAAGCUGCAUCAAAUAAUCAAAACUGGGAAAGGUGUGAGUUCAUCUCUUGAUUUAUGCCGUUACCAUGGAAAGCGGGCUUUGGAAGCCCUCCGAUUCCUCCCUACUUCUGAAGCCAGAUCAACUCUGGAAAAGAUUGUUAACGCUGUGACCAAAUUCUGAAAGGAAAAAUCUCACACGCAGCAAAAUCAAACGAUAAUCUAUCUGCAGAAACUGUCGGUGAGACCUGCUACUUAAUCCGUCUUUCAAAAAAGAAAUGAAUGGUUUGUACUGACAGAAAUGUUGCAAAGCGAUAAGAGAAAGGUUUUUUUUAAGAAAUCAGCGAAACAACGCAGGUUCACAAAGUCUUUUCCCCUACCUCUCCUUGCAUGCCUGUAAACAAAUUUGUAGAAAGGUCAAACAGUUUUCCCUUGUUAAGGCAGAAGCACACAGGAGGCAGCAAGGGCAGAAAUAAUUAAUGAGAUUUGCUGCUGUGACCUCAGCAAAUGGACAGGAAAUAAGGCCGUAUUGAUUGGACGCAACCAAGGAUGGCGCCACACUGGUGGCCUGUGGUUUUCCCCUACACUUGGAGGACGGAGCUUGGGGCAGGCUCGGGGGGAGACUUACAGUGAGACUGGAGGUGUUGCGAGAAACACUUCGUAACCUGCCUGAUGGAUCUGCCAUAUCUGAAUAAUAGUCCAAUUUAUCACCAUGCAGGGCAAUUGCAAGGAUAGAGAUUUUGCCUGGAGCUGUGCAAACAGUAUAGCAGCUCAAAAGAUGGUAAACUGUCAAAGCUCCUACUUGUGAAUUGUGUAAAAGAUGGUCUUUUGAAUUAAAAUGUUGAACUUCUUAAAAACAUUACAGUGAUCAUUCAAUUUGAUUUCUUUUCACCAUUUUUUGUACUGUUGAUUUGUCUUUUGGUAUUUCCCAUUUAUUCGGAAAGCCCAGGUUUUUACCUUCAACCAAGUGUUACUCUUAACAGUGUAAUAUUACAGCAGUAAAUAGAUAAUUUGUUUAUUAAUUGAUCAAGAUAGUAGUUUUAUUAAUUAGGGCGUGCCUGAUCUACGUGUUUCCAAGAAAACCAUUUUGUAAUUACAU